Priceomyces carsonii is the source of this 261-nucleotide messenger RNA. RefSeq names its product long-chain fatty acid transporter (gene ACB1). NCBI's taxonomy places the organism in Eukaryota, Fungi, Ascomycota, Pichiomycetes, Serinales, Debaryomycetaceae. The record is from RefSeq and is a predicted model, not a curated record. Gene Ontology annotation, molecular function: fatty-acyl-CoA binding. Gene Ontology annotation, biological process: fatty acid metabolic process. The coding region runs from base 1 to 261 and encodes 86 amino acids. The transcript is spliced from 2 exons.
AUGGUUUCUCAAGAAUUCACGGAAAAGGCUAAUACUGUCCAAAAUUUAACUAAACGCCCAUCGGACGAUGAGCUUUUGAAAUUGUACGGCUUGUACAAGCAAGCAACUGUUGGCGAUAAUGAUACACCCAAACCAGGUAUGUUUGAUUUGAAAGGAAAAUACAAGUGGCAAGCUUGGAGCGACUUACUGGGAACUUCCCAGGAAGAUGCCGAGACGGAAUAUAUCAAACUUGCAGAUGAAUUGAUUGCUAAAUAUAACUGA